Messenger RNA from Solanum dulcamara, 2384 nucleotides. RefSeq names its product cytochrome P450 CYP82D47-like. The transcript has 2 exons. Gene Ontology annotation, molecular function: iron ion binding; oxidoreductase activity, acting on paired donors, with incorporation or reduction of molecular oxygen; heme binding. NCBI's taxonomy places the organism in Eukaryota, Viridiplantae, Streptophyta, Magnoliopsida, Solanales, Solanaceae. Bases 707 to 2275 code for a protein of 522 amino acids. Gene Ontology annotation, biological process: defense response to other organism. The record is from RefSeq and is a predicted model, not a curated record.
AUUAUGAAUAAUAAUUAUAGUUUUUCUAAUUACAAUUCAUAGCAACAAUUUUAGAGAGCAGAGAGACGAACGAGAUAGAAAGAGACCUAAAAUGUGAGUAUGUUGUAUUAAGAUACAACGUGCAUUUCAAUUGAAAUUAAAAUACAUAGAUCACAAAUACAUAAUUUUCUCAUUCCCCUAAAUCUCCUCGCCUCUCUCCUCUCUCUCAAUCUCGACACACAAGUGUACAAAUAUACAUAUUAGUUUUGAAACUGAAAUAUAGAUAUAUAUACACAUUGUACCACCGCAAAAUAAAUCUAUAAAUCUCUGUAUCAAGUUUUUUCUUAUAUAUAAGUUAUAAUACUUUUCAAUAUAGUUCUAUUAUACUUUUCAAUAUAACUUAUCCACCCAAAACUAUAUCAAACUUUCAACGCUUUCACAUUAAGGACAUUAUGUGUAUCAAUUACUGUGGCGAGUUGGUCAACAUUCCCUUAUUUAUUUUUAUUUAUCGAUUAUAUUAUUGCGGUGAGUUGAUGAACACUUAUUUAAUUAUUUUUAUUUAUCCAUUAUAUUAAAAUAUAACUUCAGUCUGUGACCGAAUAUUUUAAGUGAUAUAAUCUCGGAGAUUUUGUGAUAUGGUUGAAGAUACUCAAUAUUAUCGACAAUAUUGCGUAUCAAUUUGUAUAUAAGAUUCCCCAGGAUAGUUAGCUCGUUUAACAGAGCAGCCAUGGAUUUCCUUUUGAUUGCCGUCACUGUAGGUAGCUCCUUUAUCUUUUUCUUCUUUCUUCGCAAGCAAUUUUUCUCAGCUAAAACAGAGAGUAUAAUUAGAAGGGUACCUGAAGCUGGCGGAGCAUGGCCCAUUAUCGGCCAUCUCCAUCUUCUCGGUGGAUCCGAAACUGAUCAGUUACCUCACAAAAUCAUGGGCCGCAUGGCAGAUAAGUACGGGCCUAUUUUCGGAAUGAAGCUUGGAGUUCAUCAGGCUAUAGUUGUGAGCGAUCCCAAAUUAGCCAAAGAAUGCUUCACAACAAACGACUUAGCCCUAGCGAACCGGCCCAAAUCAAUGGCUUCAGAGGUAAUAGGCUACAACCACGCUAUGUUUGCACUAACUCCUUACGGACCUUACUGGAGAGAAACAAGGAAGAUUGCCACAAUUGAGCUUUUCUCCAAUCGGCGAAUCGAGAUGCUCAAACACAUCCGAGAAUUUGAGGUAAAAUCAGGGAUUAAAGAGAUUUAUAAUAACUGGGAGAACAGUAAUUUAAAUGGUGUUGUGAAGAUGGAGAUGAAGGAAUGGAUUGGGGAUAUAGUUAUGAACACUAUGGGGAGAAUUUUAUUCGGAAAAGGGCGCAGUAGUAAUGAGGAAGAAGGAAUAAAUAAGGCUCACAAAUCAAUAAGAAGAUUUUUUGAACUGUUAGGGACUUUUGUUGUGGCUGAUUUUAUACCUUAUUUAAGAUGGCUGGAUAUAGGAGGCCAUGAGAAGGCAAUGAAGCAGACUGCUAAAGAAAUGGACUCUUUUGUUGAAGAAUGGUUAGCAGAGCACAAAACGAAAAGGGUUUCUAAAGGAAUUAUUAAAUCUGGUGAAGGAGAAGAUUUCAUGGAUGUCAUGCUUUCCAUUUGUGAAGACAGAGAUCUGCCUGGAUUUGAUGCCGAUACUGCUAUCAAAGCUAACUGCAUGGGUCUACUAUCGGCAGGUACGGACACUACAAUCGUAACUUCAAUAUGGACUUUAUCUUUACUCCUAAACAAUUACAAUGCACUAAAAAAGGCCCAAGAUGAGCUAGAUGUGCACGUUGGAAAGAAUAGAUGGGUCCAAGAAUCGGAUAUCAAGAACUUGAUUUAUCUUCAAGCUACUGUCAAAGAAGCAUUACGUUUAUAUCCAGCUGGACCUAUCUCUGUACCACACGAAUCGAUAGAGGAUUGUGUUAUUGGUGGCUACGAUAUACCAAAAGGCACUCGCUUAUUGUUGAACAUAUGGAAGAUUCAUCAUGAUCCUAAUAUAUGGCCACAUCCUCACGAGUUUAAGCCAGAGAGGUUCUUGACGACCCACGAUGAUGUCGAUGUAAGGGGCAAUCACUUUGAGUUGUUACCUUUUGGUAGUGGAAGAAGAAUGUGCCCUGGAAUUUCAUUGGCCCUUAAAGUGGUGCCCUUUGUAAUAGCAGUGCUGCUGCAGGGGUUUGACAUGAAGAGGCCUUCGGAGGAACCAAUUGAUAUGAGUGAGAGCUUUGGAUUGACAGUCCUCAAGGCUUCUCCGCUCGAAGUUCUCCUUGCUCCACGCUUGGCUCCCGUUCUUUAUGAAUGAAAUGCUGACAAAUUUGUGCCUCAUGCCACUGUUGUAUAUUAGUUUGUAAUAUUAUUGUGAAAAUAAUAAUGGAACUUCAAAAUUCCUACAUUUCUUUGUUAACAACUUG